AUGGCAUCAGCAGCAACCACAGAAACCAAGAGCGAGCCAGCGCAGGAGGAAUGGACUUUUGUCAAGUCCAAGUCGAGGUUUCGGAGGAAACCGCCCAAGGUACCCGCGAAAGCCCUGGAGGCGGCCAAGAGCAAUGAACCCCGCAUAUUCAAGUCUGUCGACGAGAUAACGGCCGAAUACGAGGGGUUCAAGGCCCGCUGGCGAGACACGACGUGUCAUGAGCGAAUCAAGGAUCUUGUCCGGAAGAACGCAGGCGAGGGGAGGAGGGUAAAGAAGGCGGUUUGUCUGGGGGUCGGCACGUUUGACCCCGAGGACGGCGGUUGGGACGCGAAGAGGAGGAGUUACAUACAGCUGGAUGGGUUUCUGACUGUAGUGGAAGCUCUAUCUGCCAUCUACAACGAGACAAUUCCAUGCUCUUUCCAAGAACCGCGAUUCACGCCCAAUGAUACCAAGUUCCUGGAGAAUCUCGACCACGAAGUAGUCGAAUCCCCCGCUGCCUUCGAGGCCGUCGACGAGGACACCCUCGUGUUUGCCAUUCACAUGUAUCGCCCGAUAUAUGAGGCCACUCUGGAGAAGGCUCUGCCAGCCAUGUUUGUCGGCACCGGGUGGGAUGUUUGGGAUGGGUACGUGUUCCACUGGAUGAAAGUGAUCAACACUGACACGCACAGAGCUGGAACGUUGAAGGACGGCGAGUUCAAGUGCAUGAGCGAUAUGCACAAUUCCCACAAGCAAUUCGCCUUUCCUCAGGACGGAACAUACACCUCCUUCUCAAGCACGUGUCUGUACUGGCGGCCGAAGCCUGAGUUAUCAGUGGAAGAAGAUGGGGCUUCAGAGGCGCCCGAGAAACCCGAGGAGAAGAGUGGGGAUAAGAAAGACAAAACUGUUGACGGCGAAGAUACGGAACCAUCCAGUUGA
Messenger RNA from Colletotrichum gloeosporioides, 915 nucleotides. RefSeq lists its product as uncharacterized. The transcript has 2 exons. The record is from RefSeq and is a predicted model, not a curated record. Lineage: Eukaryota; Fungi; Ascomycota; Sordariomycetes; Glomerellales; Glomerellaceae. Bases 1 to 915 code for a protein of 304 amino acids.